This is a messenger RNA of Cuscuta campestris, 943 nucleotides long. The record is from the annotation of a GenBank genome assembly. NCBI's taxonomy places the organism in Eukaryota, Viridiplantae, Streptophyta, Magnoliopsida, Solanales, Convolvulaceae.
GGAGAGGAGAUCUAGGUGAGGGUAUAAGAGUAAUUUCAAAUCAAGAAUGUUUUUACCCACCACCCACACCUAUUUAACCGCCCGCCGGCGCCACUCAUUUGCCACCCCAAUUCAAUCAUUUCAUAAUUCUCCGUCCAAAAAUUCUUCAAACGACAAAAUAUAGAAAUAAAAAACCAUGAAAACUACACUUUCCAUUAAUUCCCUAUUCAUCUUCCUCGCACUCUCCUCCGUUCACUCACGGCCGUCACGCGCCGCCGCCGGCGCCGCCACUAAAGAAGAUACCCAGUUCAUUGAAGCAACCUGCAAUAACAAAGAUGUAGUACUACCAAACCCGUCCUUAUGUGUCCGCUACCUCUCCCCCUUCGCCGGCGCCGUGAAGCGAGAUCUCGCCGUCCUGGCUCGGGUCGCCAUCGACGUCACCCACGAUAAAACCAACUCCGUGGUCACUUAUAUGAGGAAAAACGUCUCCGCCGGCGCCGACGUAAAGGCCGAGAUUGCCCUCAAGGACUGUUGGAACACCUACUUGGUAAGCUCCAUAGGUGAGAUGGAGAAUUCUACCAAUGCAUUGAAGGCGAUCAGCGCCGCCGAUAAGGCGGCGGCGUUGGGCGACGUCCAGGCGUGGAUGGACGCCGCCCUGACGGACCAGGACAUGUGCACGGCGGGGCUGGAGAAGAAGGUGGCGGAUAUGAACCUCAAAGCCGCCGUGCUGGGUCAGAUGGCCCUGGUUAAGCAGCUCACCGGCAAUGCCUUGGCUCUCUUCCACAAAUUUUCGUGCUCAAACGGAGGUCCUUGUAAUGCCAGGAUCAAUACAAUCAUAAUCCAUUAAAUUAAAUUUCCCAUCUUAUUAAUUACAUUAAAUAAACAUGUUUACUACUGAAUUACCUUAAAUAAAAUGUGCUACCUAAUUAUUACGUUUGAUUUGUAAUGAAGAUGAUAUGGUAGG